Molecule: messenger RNA, 1250 nt
Organism: Cuscuta campestris
Lineage: Eukaryota; Viridiplantae; Streptophyta; Magnoliopsida; Solanales; Convolvulaceae
Source: the annotation of a GenBank genome assembly
UUUACAACCGCAGCAGUAAAAAUUAUGCUGGAACAGUUACCAUUCUGCUUUUACCCCAACCUUCCCACGAUCUCACCACGCUAGAGAGUCAGAGUCCUUUUUUUCUUCCAUCAAAUUUCACAGUUUUUAUUCUUCCCCAUCAAAUGCGCUGCCUGAGCCUAGGAAAUUUCCUACCGCUAGAAGGUAUUCAACGCAGAGAGAGGGAGUAACUUUGCCGAUCGAUGAUGGCGACAACGACGGGUUAGGGUUUCGACCAAUUGACAAUUACAUUCAGACAUCAUCUAUAGAUAGGGGCACAGAUUCAAUGAUAUUACGGAAGAAGGGCAUCUCAACUUCUACGGCUUCAGAGUCUGUACAACAAUCUGCCGAGGGAAUUCAAAGUUCAAAUCUGGAAGCUGCAAAGGAGAAACAUUCACCAUCCGUAUUUGUAAAUUCAGAACCAAUUCGUGAGGAUCAAGUACAGAAUGCUGUGGAGUUUCUAGCAGAUCCAAAAGUUAAGGGUUCUCCAGUCAUGUAUAAGCGUUCUUUUCUUGAGAGAAAGGGCCUCACAAAGGAGAAAAUUGAUGAAUCUUUUCGACGGGUUCCUGUAAGCACUAGAUUAGUCUUUCAUCCAAGUCUAAAAAUCCGAGGAAGCUCUAUUACGGAGAGAAGGUGCAGCAGCGAUCAGAGGCCACAGAGAAUAGAGGGAGGAGUGACAACCGUGAUCACCUAAAGCUGAACCAGCACGGAUCUAACACCAAAAUCCAAUAACUUUAGUGUCAACUAAAGUCAAACAUGCUGUGAAUCUAUUGUUAAAAGAGGUUUGUUAUGUCAACUUUUGUGCAAAUUUUUAUUUUCCAUUGUUUAUGGUUUAGCAUAUAGUAUUUUUUCAGCAACUUAUGUAGAUUGAUGAAGGAAGAUCAUUGAAUUUACAAAGAAACCAAAAGGAGAACAACUAAAACUUAUGAAGAUAUAUACUGCUAGCUUGCGUGCUUGCUGGAAGGAAGCAUUGGUUGGUCACAAGUAGAAACAAGGAGAAAUUGUGGGGCUAUUUGUUUGAAGCGUUGGUGCUACUAUUUACAUCAUAGUAGUACACUCUUUUUUGGAAAAUUGCUGCAUUUUAAGUUAUUCCUAUUAGUCCUUAUAUAUAUAGCAUUAGGAGAACUUCCUGCCUAAAAAUAUCCACAGUAAAUAGUGUGUGCUUAUUCAAUUCAAGACCCAUCACAAUUGGUUUCAGAAUAGAAUAGAAAUAAUAACAUGCAGAGCAUUAC